CAGGCCUUCUGAAUUCUCGUCCCCUCUCACCAUCAUGUCAGCUCCCGCGCAAGUAGCGUGGGACUCGCUCCCAACAGCAGAAUGGACUCUUCAGCAAGUAGACGCCGCUGGCUCGUCUGGCAUCCCAGACUCGCGCGAGCUGGUAGGCCGUCCGCCGAUGCCUGCCAACCUCGAAGACGAAAAGUCCCUCGAUGAGCACCACAAGCGUCGCGCUGACUGGCAGAUGGCGCUUCAGGGACACCUCAAAUCCCUUGAGGCUCGUCAAAUGAUCGAGUUCCAGUCACACGACGAGAUCACCUACGCUCUCACGGCCGAAGGGUACGGGAUUGCCCACUCUGGCUCGCAAGAGGCACGUCUCUUUGCUGCGCUGCCUCCCGGGGGAGACGAGGCCAAGACCUUGGAUGAGCUCAAGAAGGAGCUCGGAGCUGAUGUCCUCAAGAUUGGCCAAGGCAAGGCCUUCGCCAAGAGGUGGGCGAGGAAGCAUCCUGAAAAGCAAGGCGCAUUGGCGAGGAUGCCCGGCGUCGAGGAGAUUGUGGACGAUACGGCUGAAGACCUGAGGGAGAUCAGGAGGAGUGGCACAUUGCAGGAUGGACAGAGGGUCAAUGACCUCAAGAAGCGCAAGCUAGUGGUGCAGAAGAAGCUCCUCUGGUUCUCAAUCACCAAGGGCCCGCAGUUUAGCCUCAAGAUCGAAAAGCUCGCAACAGAUCUUUCAGCUGAGAUGCUCCAAUCAGGCGAAUGGAAGACGCGUCCCUUCAAGAAGUACAACUUCGACGCCGAAGGUGUCAUGCCCGUCACUGGAGCAUUGCACCCGCUGUUGAAAGUGCGAGAGGAGUUCAGGAACAUCUUCUUUGAGAUGGGAUUCACCGAAAUGCCCACGAACCGAUUCGUCGACUCAAGCUUCUGGUGCUUCGACUCCCUCUUUGUCCCGCAACAGCACGCCGCUCGCGACAUGCAGGACACCUUCUUCAUCAAGUCACCCGCCGCAGCGAAGCACAUCCCAGAGGACUAUCUCUCUCGCGUGACCGCCGCCCACGAGGACGGAGGACCAUAUGGCUCGACAGGGUAUGGCUACAAGUUCUCCCGCGACGUUACCGAAAAGCUUGUUCUCCGCACCCAUACUACAGCCGUGUCUGCGGCCAUGCUGUAUGAGCUAGCGAACAGGCCGGGCGGGUUCAAGCCGGCCAAGAUGUUCAGUAUUGAUAGGGUGUUCAGAAAUGAGGCUGUCGAUGCGACGCAUUUGGCCGAGUUCCACCAGGUUGAGGGAGUCGUCGCGGACUACAACAUUACAUUGGGCGAUCUCAUCGGUUUCAUGCAAAUCUUCUUUGCCAAGAUGGGCGUCACCAACCUGCGCUUCAAGCCCGCCUAUAAUCCCUACACAGAGCCAUCACUCGAGAUCUUCUCUUACCACUCUGGCCUGGGCAAGUGGGUCGAGAUUGGCAACAGUGGCAUGUUCCGUCCAGAGAUGUUGAGGCCUAUGGGCCUACCCGAGGGCGUGAAUGUGCUUGGAUGGGGACUCAGUCUGGAGAGGCCGACGAUGAUUCGUUAUGGGAUCAACAACAUUCGUGACUUGGUGGGACACAAGAUCAGCAUCACUGACGUAGAGAGAGCGCCUGCUGUCAGGUUCCCGUAAAGAGGAGAGUGACAGAGCAAAGAGAGCGGUAAUGAAAAGAG
Messenger RNA from Jaminaea rosea, 1671 nucleotides. RefSeq names its product putative FRS2-phenylalanine--tRNA ligase beta chain, cytosolic. The transcript is spliced from 5 exons. The record is from RefSeq and is a predicted model, not a curated record. Gene Ontology annotation, molecular function: phenylalanine-tRNA ligase activity; ATP binding; tRNA binding. Lineage: Eukaryota; Fungi; Basidiomycota; Exobasidiomycetes; Microstromatales. Gene Ontology annotation, cellular component: phenylalanine-tRNA ligase complex; cytosol; cytoplasm. The coding region runs from base 35 to 1630 and encodes 531 amino acids. Gene Ontology annotation, biological process: phenylalanyl-tRNA aminoacylation.